CAUCGAUGUUUUUCCAGCUCUACCGGCCUGAUGACUUUCGCGUUUUCUUGUUGAACUUUGCCGUCGUGUCGCUUUUUCUUUGGAGAUUUUGCCCUCUUGUUGACCCGUGACCUGCGACUUCACGCCGGUAGAUCCAAACGAACUGAACAUGGGUCUGCUGUAUGCUCUGCGCGUGAGGAUCAUGAAUUUCAUGAUCUUCUUUCUCUUUAUUAUUCUGCUGCCCGGUCUGCCUCCCCGUACUACCUUUCCCAUGAAGGAAUAUAUUGUGACGCCGCCCAAGGACUUAAAGGGUGCUUUGGAGCCAAACUUUCACCUGGAGGGAGCGGAGCGACUCUUGGAGGGGCGUGUCUAUGGCCCAGAGUGCUUGAUAGCCCGCAAUAACGAGAUUUACACCGGCAUCCACGGCGGUGAGGUCAUUAAACUAACCAGUAACCACGUCACUCACGUCACCAAGAUCGGUCAGCCCUGCGAGGACAUCUACGAGGAGUCAAGGUGUGGUCGUCCAUUGGGACUGGCCUUUGAUACGCAGGGAAACAAUCUGCUCAUCGCCGAUGCCUACUACGGGCUUUGGCAGGUGGAUCUGGGUACAAACAAAAAGACUCUGCUGGUGUCGCCCGCCCAGGAGCUCGCCGGCAAGAAUAUCAAUCGACCAGCUAAGGUUUUCAACGGUAUAACCGUAAGCAAAGGAGGCGACAUCUACUGGACGGACUCCUCCUCGGACUUUACCAUCGAAGACCUGGUUUUCGCUACGUUUGCCAACCCAUCGGGACGACUAUUCAAAUACAACCGCGCGAAGAAUGUGAGCGAGGUUCUUCUGGACGAACUGGUCUUCGCCAACGGCUUGGCUCUAAGCCCCAACGAGGACUUCAUCGUGGUGGCCGAGACAGGUGCUCUUCGGUUGACUAAGUAUCAUUUGAAGGGGCCCAAAGCUGGACAGAGCGAGGUCUUUGUGGACGGACUUCCCGGCCUUCCGGAUAAUUUAACGCCAGAUGCCGAAGGAAUUUGGGUGCCGUUGGUCUUGAGCUCCGAUAGUGAACAUCCUAAUGGGUUCACGCUUUUCACUCGCUUCCCCAGCGUACGUACAUUCCUGGCUCGUGUGCUGGCUCUGUUCGAGCUGCCUUUCCGCUACCUGAACAGCGUCUAUCCGAACAAGUUCUCUCAGCGAUUCGUCCACUUCGUUGGCCACAUGGAAAGCCUUAGUGUGCUAACCCCCAAGCGCACCACAGUGGUGCGGGUGGAUUGGAACGGCAACAUCGUUGGUUCGCUGCACGGCUUCGACAAGUCCGUGACGUCCGUAUCGCACGUUCUGGAGUUCCAGGACUUCCUAUUCCUGGGUUCGCCUACCAAUCAGUACCUGGCGCGCGUAAAGUCGCCAAAGGCUAAGCAGCCUACAGUUAAGGUGCGCAACGUGCGCGUCGAAGGCGAGGGUUUGCAGGCAUCCUUCGGUGAACCACCUAGCUCCACCACGGCCAAGCCGCAACCCAAGGUGGCGCCAACUACAACCACGCCGAAACCCACUACAACCACGCCUAAGCCUACUACCACCACGCCUAAGCCAACCACUCCGAAACCCACCACGACAACGCCAAAACCGACCACUACCACGACUACACAGAAGCCAACAACCAAGCCAGCUGAAAAGCCCACAACUACUUCUAAGCCGCCCACCACCACAACUACAACUCCCAAGCCAGCUACGACUACCACUAAGCGUACUGUGCCUAAGACACCCGCGCCGGUAGAGGAGGAUAUUCCUACCGACACCAAGCCACCCAAGAAGGAAAAGCUCAAGGUGAUCAACAAGCAGGGCGUCAAUGUGGAACUCUAAGUUCAGAGCCUGCUCCUAACCGGGGAUAUCCCCAGCCGCGAGAUUCGGUUAUGCACGUAGUCAAAGCCCAUUAUGUUAAAUGUAUUCUCAAUCUCUAGCUUCCCAAUUAGUUUUGGGGAGCAUUCUGUAUUUCCAUAGAUCAGGUUCGAUUAGUCAAAGUUUAGUUAAUGUCUGAAGACUAGCCGAAUGCUCAGCUCUGAUCACUUUGGAUCCUCCACGGGCAGCUCUUUAUAUGAUUUUGCAUAUAAUUCGGUUUUGCUUUGGCACCCGAUACAUUCCCUAAUUUUGUAUUUCACCGGAAGUGCAUUCCAUCUAGAUAAGAGAUUAAGCAAAACAAUGCCCAAAAUUGUUGAACUCGAGUAACUUUUUGAUUUUGUACUGAUUUUUUCUUAUUUUCAUUUAAAAAUAAAGGUUUUUGUAAAAUUA
Drosophila bipectinata is the source of this 2254-nucleotide messenger RNA. RefSeq names its product adipocyte plasma membrane-associated protein hemomucin (gene Hmu). The record is from RefSeq and is a predicted model, not a curated record. Lineage: Eukaryota; Metazoa; Arthropoda; Insecta; Diptera; Drosophilidae. Gene Ontology annotation, biological process: biosynthetic process. Gene Ontology annotation, cellular component: endomembrane system. Gene Ontology annotation, molecular function: hydrolase activity; strictosidine synthase activity.